Messenger RNA from Bacillus rossius redtenbacheri, 9095 nucleotides. It is a transcript of the gene Dus1, whose product is annotated as tRNA-dihydrouridine(16/17) synthase [NAD(P)(+)]-like. The record is from RefSeq and is a predicted model, not a curated record. NCBI's taxonomy places the organism in Eukaryota, Metazoa, Arthropoda, Insecta, Phasmatodea, Bacillidae. Gene Ontology annotation, molecular function: tRNA dihydrouridine synthase activity; flavin adenine dinucleotide binding. Gene Ontology annotation, biological process: tRNA processing. The transcript has 9 exons. The coding region runs from base 44 to 1723 and encodes 559 amino acids.
AUUUGAUGGAAACCACCUGCAUUAGAAUUCUCCUCCUAAGGGAAUGUUGGUCACAAACAAUUGUGUUGACGUUUUGACAUUUUUAGGUUGGAUAUACGCAGUGGCAGCAGCAACGAAAGCCAGUGCCUCCCACAACCAAAAAGAGCGCGCCGAGAUGCCGGCCCGCCCCGAGGCGCUGCAGUUCUGGGCCGAGUCGCUAGGCGCGCCGCGGUUCGUGGUGGCGCCCAUGGUGGACGCGAGCGAGCUGGCGUGGCGGCUGCUGAGCCGGCGCCACGGGGCGCAGCUCUGCUACACGCCCAUGCUGCACAGCUCGGUGUUUGUACGCGACCCCAAGUACCGCAAGGAGGCGCUCGCGUCCUGCGUCGAGGACCGCCCGCUCAUCGCGCAGUUUUGUGGCAACGACGCGCAAGUUCUCCUGGAGGCAGCGCUCCUCGCGGAAGCCCACUGCGACGGCAUAGACAUCAACCUGGGCUGCCCGCAGGCCAUCGCCCGCAGAGGGCGCUACGGGGCGUUCCUGCAGGACGACUGGCCUCUCCUGACGGAGAUGGUGGGCACGCUGCACAAGUCGCUGUCGGUGCCGGUGACGUGCAAGAUCCGCGUGUACGAGGACGUGGCACGCACCGUGCAGUACGCGCAGAUGCUGGAGGCGGCGGGCUGCCAGAUGCUGACUGUGCACGGGCGCACGCGGGACCAGAAGGGGCCCCUCACGGGCCUGGCCAACUGGGAGCACAUCCGGGCCGUCAGGGAGAAGGUGAGCAUCCCGGUGAUCGCCAACGGCAACGUCCAGUGCCUGGCGGACGUGGCGAGGUGCCUGGACGAGACCCGCUGCCACGGGGUGAUGUCCGCCGAGGGGAACCUCUACAACCCGGCCCUGUUCGAGGGCCGGAACCCUCCGGCGUGGGAGAUGGCCCUGGAGUACCUGGACCUGGCGGACAGGCACCCCUGCCCCACCUCGUACGUCCGGGGCCACCUCUUCAAGCUGUUCCAGCACUGUCUGUCUCUCCCGGAGAACUUCGACCUGCGAGCAGAGUUGGCCACGGGCUCCGACAUGAGUGAGUUCCGUCGCACGGUGCUGCAACUCAGGGAUCGCUACUUGCCGUACCACGAAGGCGACAAGUUUUGGGCGUCGGAUACAGGCUACGAUUUGGUGCAGCCACCGUGGAUUUGUCACUCGUACGUCCGCCCGGCCCCGGAGGAACACCUCAAGAAAAUGGUUGAAAAACAGAACAGGAACGCAGAUGUGAAUCAGUUUGGGGAGGAGACUGCGGAGAAAGAGGGUCUGUGUGUACAGAACCACGGCGAAGGGCUGCUCAAGAAGCCUCGAGAAGCAACUGCAGAUUCACCUGAAAGUAAAAACUUGUCCAAGAGGAAAAUGAAAAAACUGCGCAGGCUGAAGCACAAACCAAACUCUGUGUUCCACGCACGGCGCGGCGUAGAUAAGUGCGUUGACUGUCCUAAUCCAGUGGGGUCGAAGUGCGACUACAGGCUGUGCAAGGCGUGCUGCCGGACAAAGUGCUACGUGGAGAACAAAGACUGCGCGGGGCACCGCAUCCUCGUGAAGACGAGGCGGGAGAAGGCGCGGGAGUACGCGGCGCGGGAGGGCAAGGCCCGGGAGCCGGCGGACUCCGGCGAGGACCGGGGCGAAGCGCUCCCCGCGGCGACGGAGAAGCUGGGCGAACACUGCGACCGCGCCCAGCGACGGUUGUCGCAGACCGGCGAAUGAAGGUGUUGGUAGAAUUGAUUAUCAAAAAUAAACGAACCCAGAAAAUUCGAAUUCCUGUGCCAGUUUUUUUUUAAAAGAUCAUUUUCAUAUUGCCAGACAGAAAAAAGUGAUUUUAAAUAAAUAAUUGACUGAGCUACCGAAUUUUAUAUAUUGCAGUACUUUUGUAAACUUAUGAAGUUGCAUUGCAAUAAGAAUAAUUCUCGCAAAAAAAAAAUAAAGCAAAAAUAUUUUUGUACAGUUUUAGGUUGAAUGCCUUUUAGAUUUACGGUGUUUGCUUCUUCUGUUCUGUCGACUUUUCCUUGUAUUCUAACUUGAAUAACACUUUCUGUUCUGUCAAAAAAAUUAACAAUUAUUAAUCAUUUUAAUAAAAUUCUAACACUAUGGUAUGUUCGGUGUCCAACUAAUCUGAAUUGACUUCUGAGAGUUAUUCCCGCCACCAACUGCUCGAAAUUGGACUUAAUAAAACCUGCCUUAAACUAGUUCCAAAAGAUGGCAAAUCUGCUAGGACAAGUGGUUUCAUAUAUUAACAACACUUGGCAAGAAUUCAGAAUUUCAGAUUGGCUGGUAUACGCAAUAAAUAUUUUGUUUUCAUGUUUUAAGUUUAUAAUUCAACAUUUAAAAAAUUCUGCCAUAUUAUCAAAGAUUUUUUCUUCAUUUCUAGUGUUAAAAUUUUAUUCUUCUCUUUAGCUAUAUUAUAACCAUACAAAUUUUUGAUUGUUUCACUAAGUCAAAAUGAAAGUAUUACACAGUGGUGAUAUAAGAUGGUUUUGCAACUUGUUCUGGCCAGAAUUUUCUUAGUGAAAGGGAAACUCUAAAGAAAAGUCAGGAAGUUGUAUGUAAAGUAUAAAAAUUUAAUAUCAUCUGUGAGGUUAAGUUUAAAUGCAGUAAAGGAUAAAUUUAAAUAAUUUGUGAGAUUAUGUCUCUUAAAAAUUAGAUUUUGGCAGGAUGUUAUCCCAUGAGCAAGUAUUCCGUAGUGCAUUGUUUCUUAUUGGCAAAUUUGUUAGCGGAUGCUUUAAUUUAAUUAUGUGGAUUUGUAUUUGUGUAAUAAAGUGUUAAAUUACUUAAAAGUAUUUCCAUAUCGUGGAGAUUUGCUGAGGUCCACCAAACAAGAUGUCUUCGACAUUAAAUGUGCUAGACUUCGUUGUGCUUAAAAUUGUGUUAUAAGUAGAGACCUGCAAAAUUCGCAGUUUCGAUGGCCUUCAGGAUAGACUGCACAUACCGCUGUACACUUGGGCAAAUAACGCAAGUACAUUGGCUGCCAACUUGUAAGUUGUCUCAGCUGGUUUGUCUGUGAUUCUAUCCUUCUUUGGUUGAGGGUUUAUAACUGGUUGAGAUUCGUGCAGAAGAACAGUAAGCCAAUAGCAAAAUUAUCUAAGAGGUAUAUGUGUUUGAAUUCUAGCCUAUCACCGAAUGAAUCCGCGAAUUUUGCAGGUCUCUAGUUAUAAGUAGGGACAAGAUUAUAUGGUGAAUUGCGAUAAACCGAAAUAACAACGAAAAUCAUGUCAUUGCACCAUAUAACACCAAAAUGUAAGUUAAUAUGUACACCACAAAGCACCCAAAUGCAACUAAACAUAAAAUAUCAGCAUUUUUAAAAUAAAAAACACUAAUUUCAAUCACAACAUAAACUUUAAAUAUAUAAAAUUCAAUUUAUCGUUAAGUUUUUACCAAAAUGUAUGUACUAAAUUGAUUGGGUAAACUUUUUUUUUGUAUGUGCAGUUGCAGCUGCUAUCACAUUUGUAACUCAUUUUUACAAUGCAAUGUUGGUACAUUUUUCGAACAGACACAAUUUUAUUUUUAUUGUUCCAAUUAGUUAGAUAUGCUUAUUACAAAUUAUUAUAUUGUAAUUAAUGUGUAGGAACAAGAUAAUACGGUGAAUUGCGAUAAAACAAAAACACACUACACAAAACAUGUCAGUACAAGUACACCAUAUAACACCAAAAUGCAUGUAAUUACACCAUUUAACAAUAAAAUGUAACUAUAAACAUGAAAACACAAUCAGCAAUUUGACAAUACAUAAAUCAAAUUACAAAGAUUUUUUUUUAAUUAUGGUAGUAAAUUCAUUGGCUGUAAUUUAUUUGACAUGAAUUUUGUACCAAAAUAUAUUCACAAAACGGAUUAGGAAAACUAAGUAUUACAUUGUUUGAUCUGGAAUAUAUUUUAUUAGUAACGUUUUUACAUUAAUGAUAGCACAUUUUUCAAACACCAAAAAAUUAGCAGAUAUAUUUUUUUGAGUAGUUCUGUUGUAGUUUUGUUAUAAAAAUCAUGACUGUAGCAGUCAAAAUGAGUCUAUUUUGAAUAACUAAGUACUAAAAAAAAAAAUUAGUUUUAUAUUUGUUGAAUAAUAAACUAUUUUCAUGAAUAAAGACAAUGUUAACAAAAAAAACAAUUACACCAAAAUCUCCAGUUGUAAAAAAAGAAAUUGACCUAAAAAUAAAAUGAUCAAAUCUUGUCCAAAUAAUGUAAAAGUGCAUCAUGCAUCAGUCCAAAUGACACUGUUUGUUCAAAUAAAUAUCAAGAAACAUUUAAGUCCAUUAUUUGUGGAAUAAUAUCUAUCUUUAUGAAAAAAGCAAAAUUAAAAUUUUUGAAAAACCCACAACGGAUGUAAAUGUAAUCGAAAAAGGAUUAAAUAUAAUUGUUGAGAAACCCCGACUAAAAGGAAGUAAAUAACAAAAUAUAAAAAUAAAAAGCAUUUUAAAAAGGGUUGAUUUGUCACGAAGUCUUAUCAUAUAAACAACUUAUUAUGACUUUUUCUUAGUGCUUCCUACCUUUAUGUACCAAUUAGUUUCUCGUAGCGAUAGACACAGCAAUAAUACCAAAAAUAGGUACUACUACUAAGAGUCACCUACCUAUUAACAUUAUGACAAACCCUAGGAUAUCCAUCAGGGCUGCCAUUCCAUGCCCCAAAAUGAAAAUUUUGAAGUUUUAUGAGUUUUUGACUAAUUAAAAUUGCAUUGGGUACAUAAAUAAAUUUAGUCUUUAAUUGAUAUAAAUUGCUGCAUCCCUACGAGACACAAAUAAGAUUAUUUAAUAAUAGGUUAAUAUGAAAUAUAUUGAUUCACAUAAUACGAAGUUUAAAAUAAUGAAUUUAAAAUGCAUGAGAUUUUGUACAUGUUUACUAUUCAAGAACGUGUAUUUCAAUACCAUCUUAGCACUUGCGGGGAUGAAAAUUUACUGUACCAAACAUUUAUACGGAAAUGUGUUUCGUGUGGUUGCUUUGCGUGGGAGACUGUACAAGUAAAUUACGUUAUGUGAAGUAACAUAUUAUUUGGGUAUUAUUUUUUUAUUCAAUUUUAAUCAAAGUAUAAUUUUUAUUGGUUUUAUUUUAUUUAUAAUUUGAUUUUUAUGAAAAAAGAAGAGAUAAAACAUGGUUUACUAGCUAUGUGCCUCCACAUAGUUUCCGAUGAUGUUCUUCUUUAUCGUCAAACCCUCAGCAGUUCAUGUACAGAAGCAGGAAGAAAAAUGUUUAUCACAGUGCCCUCUGGCGAGUUAAUACCAUAACAUCUAUCUAAGAACCAUCACCGAUGAAUCACAAACCUUUUGCAGGAAACCGUAUCUAAAUCAAUCAAAUAGUUUUGGAGAUAAAUGUGAACAUUCGUUUUUUUUGCACACUUAAACACCCUCUCACCCUAAACACAUACACACACUUUCUCUGUUCCAUCGUGGGUAAUAAACAGGAUUCAUAAAAAAAUAAAAAUAACACCAAAAUAUCCUGGUUUGUAAAUGAAAUUUGCCUAAAAAUAAAACCAUAACAUCUUGUCUCUAGACCCAUAUAACUAACAUGACAGUAUUUAAUUGAAGACUAGACAAUAAAUCUGUCAUAACAUUUGAGGUUAGUAAAUAUUCUUUUUUUUUCCAGUUGCUAAUAUUAAUGUUAAGAUGGUUUGUUGUGCCUUGUAUGCAUGAGAUUUUGUACAUGUUUACUAUUCAAGAACGUGUAUUUCAAUACCAUCUUAGCACUUGCGGGGAUGAAAAUUUACUGUACCAAACAUUUAUACGGAAAUGUGUUUCGUGUGGUUGCUUUGCGUGGGAGACUGUACAAGUAAAUUACGUUAUGUGAAGUAACAUAUUAUUUGGGUAUUAUUUUUUUAUUCAAUUUUAAUCAAAGUAUAAUUUUUAUUGGUUUUAUUUUAUUUAUAAUUUGAUUUUUAUGAAAAAAGAAGAGAUAAAACAUGGUUUACUAGCUAUGUGCCUCCACAUAGUUUCCGAUGAUGUUCUUCUUUAUCGUCAAACCCUCAGCAGUUCAUGUACAGAAGCAGGAAGAAAAAUGUUUAUCACAGUGCCCUCUGGCGAGUUAAUACCAUAACAUCUAUCUAAGAACCAUCACCGAUGAAUCACAAACCUUUUGCAGGAAACCGUAUCUAAAUCAAUCAAAUAGUUUUGGAGAUAAAUGUGAACAUUCGUUUUUUUUGCACACUUAAACACCCUCUCACCCUAAACACAUACACACACUUUCUCUGUUCCAUCGUGGGUAAUAAACAGGAUUCAUAAAAAAAUAAAAAUAACACCAAAAUAUCCUGGUUUGUAAAUGAAAUUUGCCUAAAAAUAAAACCAUAACAUCUUGUCUCUAGACCCAUAUAACUAACAUGACAGUAUUUAAUUGAAGACUAGACAAUAAAUCUGUCAUAACAUUUGAGGUUAGUAAAUAUUCUUUUUUUUUCCAGUUGCUAAUAUUAAUGUUAAGAUGGUUUGUUGUGCCUUGUAUGCUAUGCAUGUGCCAUAUGUUAAAACUUUUAUAAUUACAAUUUUUUUUCUUCAAAACAUAAAAUUGGUCGCCUGGCAAUGAACGUCAUACAAAAAAAUAUUAAAAUAAGGCAUAUGCUUUAAGUGUAAAUAGUUGGUAGUACUUUGCUAGCCAUGGUGGUACGCCAGCAGCAAGACAGCUUUGUGUGCCGAGAAAACUUCACGUCCCAAUCAAGGUGAAGCUGCAGUAGCAACUUGUUUUGAAUGUGAAGGAAGUGCAGUGCCCCCAUGCCAGGGAGCAUGCUGCCCUCCCCUACCUCGCGGCAUGACUGCACGUACAGGUGGCGGGGCUGUGCCUGUAGAGGUAGUGCAUCGCGGCAGGGAACUGAACUGCACACGGAGAACCGUAUCCCACCAUUACGCUGCCGUAGCAGCCUGUUUUACCUGAAUAUACGACAAAACCUCACCUUGCCUCUUGACAUUUAAUUAAUUUGUUGAAACGAUUACCUUUUCAGUUAAAAAGUUACAAGAAAAAUUUAUGUUACAAAUUAGGUGAUAUCAUUCAGUCAUUUGUACAAUGUAAUAGUACUGAGAUAUCGUAAUGUAUGUAGUACCAUAUUCACCCAAAUGCAAGAUGAGGCCCAUUGAUAUUAAACCAGCUUUACAGCUGAUGCAGGUCAAGUGUGAUGUUAAUAUUCCGUGCCUGCUCAUGAAAGAUUUUCAAAUAGCACUUGUAGUCAACACUCGGCUCUGGAUUUUUUUCUUUGAAAAGUUGCCACACAAUUCUUACGCUCAGAUUUGAGUUUAAGUACUUGUAAGACCUAUUGGUGUGAUGGGCUUCUUUCUGGAGAAAAAAGGCUAUAUGGUCAUCAAAAGCCUUUAUGAUAUAUCCUGGUUUAGCGUACCCCGGAGACUUUUUUUUCCUUUGUAAGUCUCUUGGUGACUUUCCUUUUGACAGUAGUUUACAUAGUCUUUUGAUACGUUUAGAAGAUAUGCCAUGGACAGAAAGAAACACAAGUUUACAUACCUUUACUUUUCCACUAGACGUAAACACAGAAUAUGUAAAAGAAUACGACUUUACUUCUUAUUGUUUUACCAUUGUCCGAUUUACGCCUUUUUCUUUCCAUCGACUUGCACUCAAUCGAUGACUGACAAUAUGCAUCGUGUUUGUUUUUGGUAUUGAAACCUAUGAACUUGGCAUAUGUUUCAGUUUCUUUGUCCUCUGUAACAUUCUUCAGGAUACAUUUCAAUCUGCACCUAAAAGAGACAAACAACAUUAGAUCAAAAUAAAUUACAGCCGUCAAAAUAUUAAAAAGUUACGUUAAAAGUGAUAAAGUAGUAGAGAAUUUGAAUAUGUAGGCUUAGGUUAAACAAAACUUCCUCAAAAUUAUUUCUCAGUGUUUAAAAUAAUUUAAAGUUUUCAACAAGUUAAGCUUUCUAUUUACAAGCAUAGCAAACAAAUUAGGCUAUAAUAUGUUUUUAGGUUAACUUACCUGCAAUUGAAUCUGGGUUCUUUUGGUUUUACUGUGUUUCCUUUCCAAUUUUAAUAUUAUUAAUUCUUCACUCAUGACAUUUUUAUUCUUUCACACUUAUAUCCAACAUGCUUCUGUCCUUUUCUACAUUUUAAACUUGUAGAAUUACUAAUGUAAUAUUACUUUCAAUUGAACUCAUUUUUACUCAGAAACAAACCGUAACAAGAACAAACAACAAACUGAACACAUUUACAGCUGUCUUAAUAUAGGUUAGUAUAGAAUAUGGAGGAGCAUUUCUGCCACCAGCUACAAAUUAUAAGUCAUUUGAGAAACAACACAUUUCCAGGAGAAGUGGUGUUUCUCAAAUGAACGAAUGUUUGAACAUCUCGUAUCACUGUGUUUAAGUAUUGGAGAUGUGUUUUUAUAUAUUGGAUUUGCCUUGCCUUCACUAAAAUUUUUUUUUAUGUCUAACUGAAUUUCAACAAAAAAUGGACAUGAGGUGUUUCUCAAAUGACUGAUUCAAUUGUAUGCUUUCAUUGCUAAACAGUUUUCUACCUGGUCAGGAUCAGAGAACAUAUUUCAAACCAAUUUUUGUACUUGUAACAGACUAAAAAAAUAGCAUUUUAAUAUUGCAUACACAAAAAAAAGCAGAAAACCUAUGCACCUAAUCGGUCACAAUUAUAAUUUAAGUAGACAAGAUAAAUAUAUGUGCUUGCAUAUAAUAUGUUUCUCGCUACAUGAUGAUAAGGUAUAGCUGGGUUUGUCGUAUAUUUGUCAGGUAAAUACGGUAUUUAAACAUAACAAAUUUCCCAGAUGUCUUAAUAUUUAUCAUUACAUACAUAUGUGUGCUUGUAUUUUUAUAGUGUUCUUGGAUACUUGACCAUAUGCUGGGUUUAAGGAUUCUCUCAGGCACAUGAACCUGCCUUUGUACAGUAUUUUGCUUUUUUGUAUACAUAUGUAUAAUACUUGUGUAUGUAAUUUUUUCAUCAUGUUAUUUUAUACUUUUAAUGGAAAAUAUAACUAAGAUGGUGCUUAACCUGUUUUAUUAUCCAAUGGAAUAGGGUGCUUUUACUAAAUAUCGGUAGGUGAUUUUAAUACUUUUGAACCAAAUUGCACCAUAGAGAUAAUAGACAAAAACACUAAAUAAAUUUGGCACAAAAUGUGGUGGUUUCUAAAUUGUUGUACAUUGUCCCUUUAAAGAUAUCACUUUUAUUAGCAUG